CGACCCGCGAGUCCCGAACGAGGAGGGAGAGCGCGCUUCCAGCCAUCGCGGCUGAGUCAGAUCCCCCUCAUUCAUCAAGCGGUGCUUCCCCGUGUGGUCAAUCCUUCACUACAAUGCCAGCACUACCAUGAUACUGUCCUGCCACUCUUCCCUCCCUGGACGCAGGGGCAGCAGUGUUGGCUCGGGAGGCCCUUCAUGAGCUUACUGCUUUUUCUUCUCCUGCUGUGCGGGGACAUCUGCUGUUCGCUACCCAGCGAAGAAGCCAACCGAGGGGCACACGAAGAUGAAGUAAGGCAGUGACAGACAGCGCGUUCCAUCCACGACACCAUCCCACUUCCGUGCAUAUUCCUGCAGACACGCCCAGCAGGUGACGCUGAGUAUUUCGAUUACAUUGUGGUACGAUACGAACCCGCUCACGCACAGCAGUCGGUUUGAUGUGAUGACAUGGACGAUGGUGUUCUUGUGUCCACGCAGGUGGGCGGUGGUACUGCGGGAAUCCCUCUGGCGUUUACUUUGGCUGAGGAUGACAAGCACGUGCUGCUGAUCGAGAGGGGCGGCAGGAGGGAGGAGAAUGUCGAGUCACUCACAUUCGGGGGAUGGGGUCCUGGUCUGCGCAAUCCUGAUCUUGCUCAGGAGAUCCGCACGCUCGACAAGCUCGUCACACAUGUGGGCACUGUACUGUCGGGUGGGACGGCUAUCAGCGGAGGCCAGCAAAUAGCGGAGGUGGCUGAGUACUUCCACUUCCUCGAAGAUGAGUUUGGUGCGUCCUUCGACCCUCACCUUGUCAACGAAGUAUGCAAGAGACAGAAGCGUGAGGCUCCUCUCUCUCUCUUCCAUCGCCUGUCUGUCUGUGGCUGUGUGUGUAUGUAUGCAGUCAUACUCUUGGAUCUUUCAGCAGACGUCUCAGCCGAUGGGGUUCAACGACCCCUACAGCUCGGCCGCACGACGGGCUCAGGAGGUUGUCGGCUUCACCCCUGUUACCGAUGCAUCACAGUUCCUCGCCGCGGGCUCCUUCAUCACAUUCUCCCUUUUCGAGAAUGACGGAGAUGAGCUGUCGCCCGAUCGGAAGCGCUUUGCUGCGGACGUCCUGCUCAACGGAACUCUCGCUGACCCUCCUGGUGUGCCGAGCGGGCUGAAGGUCAUGUUACGCAAGACCGUCCUGCGCGUCGACUUUGACACGAGUGGAGAGCGGCCUCGCGCCACGUGUGUGGCCUACGUCGAUUCGCCAGGACCUCCUGAGUCCAUAGACUCUCGUGCCAACGCAGGACUGUCCAAGAAAGGACGGCUUGGAAAGCAUGGCGACAUUCAACGUGCGUGCAUCAAGCCUGGUGGUAUGAUCUACUUGUCAGCUGGAGCGAUCCUCACACCGACCUUGCUCAUGAACAGUGGCAUCGGGCCCGCGGAAGUGGUCGGCAACAUUAAGGGCGUUGAGUUGGUGAAAGACAUCCCUGCUGUAGGGCAAAACCUGCAGGACCGCAUCGCGACCACGCUGCUGGUCUUCCUCGACAGGAAGAUCCCGGCUGGCGAGCUCAAUGUCACGCUCGGCUCCACUACAGGCUUCCAAGUGACAGGCGCCGACUGUCCCACCGACUUCGGGUGAGACGGCGUGAUCGAGUGCCACAAAUAGCGCGAUUCAUCUCUCCCUCUGUCUUUGAAUCUGUAUGGAUGCGUGCAGCAUUGGCGACGUGAGUUUGGAUUGCACGUAUGUCAACUCUGAAGAGGGUUCGGGAUUCAAGGCCAUCGACCUGUUCCUGGCGACGCGAGUCGUCCUCCCCACCGCAUUGCGCACUGCACCGUACGGACGAAGGCAUAUCAGCACUCGCCUCAUGCGCCCGGCGUGUUCGCUCGGAUCCUGUGUAAUGUGUGAUGUGUUCGAUUGUAUGUACGUAUACGCGGGACUGCAGUGAGACCGACUUCCUCGUGUCAAUCGUCGCUGAGUGCUAUGACAACCAAGACAGCAUCCUGUGUGCACCGCUCAAGCCGGUGUUCGAAUGUUUCAGGUAGGAAGGAGAUGAGCGAAAAGAGACGCGACGCGCCCAGGCACAGGCAGAGAGACAGACAAGAUGCUUUCUGCGAUCCGUGCAGGAAAGUCGUAGGGUUUUUUACUUUUCCGCCGGUGACCAAGUCGAGGGGCAGCGUGACUGUCAACGAAGGGGGCGAGCCAAUUGUGUUCGGCAACUUCUUCAGCGACGAGGAGGGGAUCGAUAUCAGCAGUGCCGUCACGGGCCUCAGAACAACCAUACGCGUUUGAGGGGCAGGGCACAGCACACACUGAUGCAGUGACCAGACUGAGGGACACUCUGCAUGUGUGUAUGUGUGGAGUUGCCUGCUGCCUGCAGAUGGUGGGCAGCGGAGAAUUUGACGGCAUCCUGCAGGAGAGAGGGCCUCUCUCCUGCCCCGCAUUCAUCUUCAACAAACUGCUCGACAUGCUCAUUGUCGCAACACGCCCCCUCAGUGAUAUAUCCUUUACCGAUGAGGCAACUCUCCCCUCGCUGACGGCCUUUCUCGAGGCGAUGCAGAAGGGCUCGCCUGAAGAGACUGCUGGCUCACAGCAGGCCCAGGACAUGCUGUAUGCGCACUUCCUGCAUCGAAGGCGGCAGGACGUCAUGGCGAGAGAAACGGAGGGUCAGGGCGCCUCUCCGUGGCUGGGGGGAGAAUCCGCUGUUGCCACGUGGCUGAGACAGCAACUCGAGAUGGCCAAGGCAGAAGCGUCUUCACACGCAAUGGCUUUGGCACCGGUAUGUAGAUAAGAAACGCAUGGAGGUACAUGCAUUUAUGCGGUGAACGAAAGUGGUGUCUUCUGUGUGUGUGUCUCUGCCUGCAUUCAGGAGAGGGCGGGAUUGCACGACGAGGCGUGCGAGUCCGAUCCACAGGGAGAUGUGUGCGUGAGUGCCCAACUUGAGGCCGCGAGGCGGUUUGCAGUGCUGCCCCCAUUACCGACAGGUCAGCCAGCGAGGCAGGCAGGCAGGUAGGCAGACACUCAGACAUGCAACACAGUUGAGUGAGUCCUCUGUGUGUGUGUGUGUGUGUGUCCAGAUGUGGCUGAUGCGGAUGGUCUGGAGGAAAUCGUCAAGACAGCAGGGACCACCGCUUAUCACUGGGCGGGUUCUGCGGCAAUGGGCUCGGUGGUUGAUUCCAGGUUUCGCGUCGAGGGCAUCGAUUCCCUCUCGGUCUGCGACGCAUCUGUCCUCCCUCAGGUCAGCCAGCCAGCCAGCGAGGAUGGCAGAGUGUACUGAAUGUGCUGACUGUUUAAUCAAUCGUUGCUUUGUUGAUGGGACUGUAUUUGUAUGAGUAUCACGGACACACAGACGAGGGUUACGUUUAAUGACAGUUUCUCUCUCUCAUCGUUGCUUUGUUUGGUUUCCAGGUGACACGAGUGAACAUACAGGCGACCCUGAUGAUGCUUGGCAGAUACGCAGGCCUGCUGCAACGAAGGGAUCGGACAUAGACAGCCGGCACAUAGACGGACGGACGGACGGGGGGCACUGUGUGUCGAUGUGUGUUGCCGGCCAGCGUGGCGUGGCGUUCGCUUGUGUAUUUGGAUGGUCGGGACACAGGCAUUGUUUCCGUUUCGGACUGAGAGAGUAGUGCGAUAUGCGUCCAGUGCUGGACUGAUGUGCGUGGACACUCAAACUAUCAUCAGACGGACAUGACACAUCUUCUUUCUUCACGCUAAAACUUCAGUGGAUUCUUUGGUUGAAGUGUCAGCCUGUGGGCAGCACUCGCUGCCAGGUAU
Vitrella brassicaformis is the source of this 3736-nucleotide messenger RNA. The record is from the annotation of a GenBank genome assembly. NCBI's taxonomy places the organism in Eukaryota, Vitrellaceae.